AUGGAGAAUCCUUUUUCACCUUUAUCCAUAGAUACUAGCAACACCACCUAUGAUAGCGAAUCAAAAAUGGGGGGUUCUCAAAAUUCAUCAACAUCAACACCCCCGGCCUCCUCUAUCUAUGGACCACUGAGCUAUCCAUCAACAUCUUCAUGUUCAUCAACUCAGCCUUACCAUUGUCCAGUAGAAUACAGCAUGCUACCACCUUUUCAAAGCUUGCAGUUUCCACAAGCAUAUCCUCAAGGCCACACUGGCCAGUACUCACCAUCAACAUAUCCUUUGUAUCCGUGCUGGUUUUUGCAGAAUGGGAUUGAAAAAUCAUGCUUUUUGCAGCCAAAUGGGGUGUCAAUAGAGCAAGAAAGGAGAGUUCUUGAUGCAUACAAGACCAAGGUUGCAAGGACUAAGCGAAAACUUGCACGCCAAAGGAGCCUUGGCAAAAAUGCUUCUUCUGGUGCUAAUUUGUCUCAGGUUGAUACAAGGAGAUUAUCCUUGAAUGGUGGUAACAACAAUGGGCAAGCUGGCCUGAGCAACAUCAACAUCAACAGAGAUCUUUAUAAAAUCUGCACUCCAGAUAACAAGAGACUGAGGGUGUUGCUAAGUAAAGAGUUGAAGAACAGUGAUGUUGGGUCUCUUGGAAGGAUUGUCCUUCCAAAGAGAGGAGCAGAGGAAAAUCUUCCAAUUCUUUCUGACAAAGAAGGCAUGCAAGUAGUGAUUAGAGAUCUAAACUCUCCUAAAGAGUGGAGCUUGAAGUUCAAAUUUUGGUCUAACAACAAGAGCAGAAUGUAUGUUCUUGAAAACACAGGAGAUUUUGUAAAGCAAAAUGGGCUGGAGAUUGGAGAUUCCCUUACACUUUACGAGGAUGAGUGCAAGAAUCUCUAUUUCUCCAUCAAGAAGGUGAAAACACCGCAAAUCGAGGUGUCAUACAACCAAAACUCGACAAACCAAAACUACCUAUACAUACCACAUAUGUACCAAGCUAGGGAUGAAGAAGAAGCAUCUCUGCAACUACUUAUAGAACAACUUAAUCAUAAAGAACAGCAAGAAGCUAACAGCCUUGUGACUUUGUCUAUGGAUAUUGCUUCUUCUUAUAGGCGCAAAGAGGAAGAGAGACUCAGUCCAUUCAACAAUUUAACCAGCAUUAGUUUCUAUUCCCAACCAGCACCUGCAGCUAUGGAAGCCUCAUCUUCACCACACAAUACAAUGAGAAUUUUAGAUGAUCACUACAUUGAUGACUGCUAUAGUGGCCUUGAUGUUCUUCCUGAUGUCAAUAGGUAUAAUUUUUAGCUAUGAUCAAAGCCUAUGGAAAGUUGGGAAGCUAUAAAGUAAAAUGGUGUAUUAAAUCAUGGUCAUUGAAGCAAUCUUGGAGGUUGAGUAAUAUGUUUACUAUACUGACACCUGAUU
Messenger RNA from Manihot esculenta (cassava), 1398 nucleotides. RefSeq names its product B3 domain-containing transcription factor LEC2. Gene Ontology annotation, molecular function: DNA binding; DNA-binding transcription factor activity. Lineage: Eukaryota; Viridiplantae; Streptophyta; Magnoliopsida; Malpighiales; Euphorbiaceae. The transcript is spliced from 6 exons. The record is from RefSeq and is a predicted model, not a curated record. The coding region runs from base 1 to 1281 and encodes 426 amino acids.